UCAAGAGCAGUAGAAAUUUCUAUUUUUCAUAAAUAGUUUGAUUAUUUAUUUUGGUAUUUUGUGGGAAAACCCGCUCUCGAUAUUCGAUUGGUGAAUAAACAAAAUGCAAAACAUGAGUGAAUUUAAAUCGAAACAAUCGAAUUGAGUUGUCUGCGCGCGUGUAUUUCUUGAAAGAAGAAAAAGAGAAAAAAGUAACGAAGACGAGAAGCAAAAGGAAAAAUACCAAAACCAGACAAAAUGUGCUUUUAGUAUUGUUAUUUCGAAAUAAAAUAAACAAGAAAAAUAGAGUGUAUGAAUCCGAGCAAUGAAAUUGAUCAAAUCAAAGAAGUACUGCCAGUAAAUUUUAUGAUUUGUGUUUGCAAUAGAGAAGCAAAUCAAAUCAUUGAAAUUUCGGCGGUGACAACUCACAUAAAACGCCAAUGAACCGAAGACUUUCUUUGGAUAAACAAGGAAUAUUAUCCCCGACGGGAUCAUUUUUGACGCCAAGUCCAUCACCUUCAAUACCAGCUAGCCCACGACUACAACCAUCACCAUCACAAUCGCCGUUUCAAUCAUCAGAUGUGAUUGUUAUAGGAAAUAAUUCAAAUCAAGACAGCGUAUCUGCGCCCAUAAGGCGGCAAUCUUUUAAUCAAAUAAGUAGCCCAAACACUAGCGCUGUGGUUUUCAGACCGAGUCCAACUCAAUCACCGGCUGCUGCCACAACCGUGGUUGGCGUAGUCGGUAAUGAAUUCAAUACAACCUUAGUUGGAUCCAACAAUAUUUCAUUAAAUAAGAAGGGUAAGCGAAGCGCUGUUAAUCAGCAUGGAAGUGGAUCUGUUAAUACAGGCAAUUCCAAAGCUUCCUCGUCGACGUCGUCGUCGGCGAAAAAAGCAGCAGGAUCAAACACAGCCACAAAUAUAAUAACAAAUACAGAUUUAUUCGCUAAAAACAUUCGAACGCCGCCUCCAGUUCAAUCGGUUACAUAUUCAAAUAGCACAACUCCGUUAUCCUAUCAACCGGUCUUAGGUGGUGCUGUUAUUCAACAACCAACAAAUCAGGUGCAAAUUCCUAACGCUGCAUCAGCAGUCAAACACAAUAAAUUACCACCACAAAUAUUACCCAAGCCGAACAUUUCAAACAGCAGUUCUGUGAUCACGCAACCUAAAAACACGACUUCAAUGUCGACCGCUCAAUGUGAAUCGAAUCUAACGCAACAGCAACCGCCACAACAUCAACCCACUCAGCCACAGUUAAAUACACAACAAAUGCAAUCCAAUACACAAACGCCGACACCACAGCAAAACGCACCAUUGAUCACUACAGCAGCACAACAUCCAGCCCAACAAGCAUCACCCAUCAUUUUACCCAAUUUAAAUCAAUUAUUGCUGAAUCAAAUGCUUCAACAAAAUGCUCCAAUGAUCCUUCAACAGAAUGCACCUCAGGGUGUUCAAUUAAUUUUAAGACCACCAACUCCACAAAUUGCUGUUAUCCAUAAUUCUCGGCCACAAAUUCAAACGCCGCAGCAACCUCAACAGUUGCUUCGGAUCGUUAAUGCAAACGGGCAAAUGCAAUUAGCAACUGCGACACCAACAUUUAUCGUUUCGUCACAGUCGAAUUUAAUCCAGCAAAAUUUGCAAGGAAUCAAAGCGCAAACAUCAAAUCCACUGAAUCAAUUGCAAGGUCUUACAUCGCAAGGACCACAACAAAUAGCUGCGAUCAGUGGUGGACAACUCAUUGGACGGAGCAUGGCUCAAAUACAAUUGAACGGCAAUCUUGCCCAAAUUCAAAUGCCAAAUGGCCUGAAUGGCCAAUUUAUAUCGCAAAUACCGGCACAAUUUCAACAAAAUGUCACAGGUUUCAAUCAAUUCAAUCAAUUAGGUAAUACAAAUUUUCAACAAUUGGCCACAACGGCAACCGGUACAUAUAUUCAAUCGCCGCCACCACAACAAUCAUCCGAUAUGGUCGUUACGGGGCCCAAUAUCCAAUUUACAACACAACAAACACAGAAUGUAUCUGUUGCUCAACCAUUACCUUCAUCGCAAAUCAUCGCUGUGCCCCCUCAACAAACACAAUUAAUUCCGACAACAAUUCCCACUCCAGAGCCAAUUCGUAAUCCAACACCCAUUUUACCUACAAAUGCUGUUGUUGUUCCCGAUUCACCAAAAAAUCAAGUCUUUUCACAGCAUCAACCAACAAGUGAGCUAUCAACUGAGAUGGCGCCCACAACAAAAAAGCCUGCCAAAAAACCAAAAAAACCUAAACCGAAAAAGGAUUCAAUAAGUCAAGCGACAACACCACUGAUACAAACAUCACUUAGUUCAGUUGCAGUUACAUCACAAACACAAAGUCAUGCCAAAAUUGUACAGACAAGUAAUCCGCCCAUUGUGAGCCAAGCACCAGUAACUACGCAAUCGAGUCAAACAUCAUCACAGUUACCAUCGCUAACAACAAGUACUGGCAAAUUAGAUUUGGCCAAUGUCAUGAAAUUGUGUGGCAUUAUGGACGAUGAAGACUUUAUGGAUAUGGACGAAACUCAACCGCCACCCAGCACCACACCGUAUGAUAUGCCUGCAAGCAUAAACACAUCAACACCAAGUGAUAUAAUGGUCACUAUACCAUACGUACAAAAUUCCGACAUGUCGCACAAUCGAGCUUUUUCGUUUACGAUACCUUCGGUUGAGAGUGGAAACACUUCGAUGGCAUCGUUUUCGGAUGCGUCAAAGCCGAUAACAACAAAGCCAAAUGGUGACGCAGCAAAUGUUUGUGAUGGAAAAAUGCCAACGGAUCGACAGUAUAUGAUAAAAAUUGACAAUAAUGACGGCACGCCACCGUUUCCACUGUCGAUAACAUUGCCACACAAUCUUGGUCCAACGACGGAUAGCUGUGAACCGAAUAAAAUUGUUUCAAUGCCAGUUACAUCACAAAACAAUCAAACAAUGCCUUUGAGCAAUCCAAUAUCAACACCAACGCUACAAAGUCAAAUCAAUAAAAUUCAAAAUCAAUUGAUUGGCGUACAAAAUCAUGGCGCAUCGAAUAGCUCAACAAUAAGCACAAUAACCGCCACCAGCACAUCAUCGAUAUCAACGACAACUCUGACAACAAGCUCCGCUCAAAAAACAACAAAAAAGAAGCAAACCAACAAACGGAACAAUAAAAAAAUCAUGGAAACUAUAAAUGUGCCAAGUCAAAUUGGAAACAUCCAGAUAUCACAAGUGGAUCGAAAUAAAUGUACACCAAAUCAAAGUGGAAAGGCGAUUGAAAAUCAAAUUCAAAUUACACCGAUUGUGGACUCAAAUAAAUCAACCACGCCCAAUCAACUAACGAACAAUGUCAUUGGCAUAACAUCGUCGCCAGCGCAACAGGUUCCACCGUCCAUAAAUAAUUUGAAUAGCAACCAGGCAAUAACAAUGAAUCUACAACCAAAUCAACAGAUACUCAACAUUCCAAACAAUGUGCAGAUAAUCUCAUCAUCGUCUAGCAAUUUAAGUACACAUGGCAAUAUAAUAACAAAUUCGAUAUCAUCGCAUCAGGGAAAUAAUGGGGGUUGCGUUAGCACUGGCGGUGGUAGUGUUAUAAUCAGUACAUCACAAUCGUAUCCACAGAUUGGUAUGCAGCGGCCAACGAUUCAAUCAUCGGGCGUACAAACAAUUACCAAUCACGGUGCAUUGAUUAAUUCAAAUGCUCAAUUGUCACAAUCGAGCCCAGUACCACGCCAAAUACAGAUGACAAUGCAACCAACGCCAAACAUUCAAAUGCAAAUGUUACCAACAUCAACGCCAAUUCAAACUGAACCACCACAAAUGACCACAUACCCACAAUUAACGGGUAGUUUGACGCUAUCGUUUUCGGAAGAUGGUCGUUUACUUUUAAAACACAAUGCAAACGCACCACAAGAUUCACAAUCUCAAAUGAUCUUGCAAGCAAUUCUCACUGGAGCUCUGUGCAAUGUAACGCUGAUCAAUGAACCAACAACAACACCAACACCAACACCUCAGCCAAAUAUUCAACAGACAAAUCUUAUUGACAGCAAUAAACCAUCAAUAAUUCUCAAAUCAAACGAAGCUGUGCCAAAGCCAAUCAUUUCAAGUAGCAAUACCAUGGUUACGAAUGUCAAUGAACGACCGCAACUGAUAACAUCACAACAACCUACACAGAAAACACAGAAUUUCACAAAUAUGAUACAACCGAUUCAAAAUCAUCAGCAACAACCCACUGCUUCACAGCAACAGCAACAGCAACAACAAGUACCUCCAUCACUACAAACAUCACAAAUACAGGCAAUAUCGCAACAACAAACAACACAGAAUAUUACAGUUAAUGUGCCACCCAAUGCAAUGAGCAAUGUUCUCGGCAACAAUUUUCAUCAACAACCCCAACAGACAACGAAUCCAGGUGUUAUACCAACGACCACAAUUGAAUUGCCGAAAAUAGCACCGAAUCAACAAUUAUUUUCACUGAACACAAUUACAAAUCAAAUAACACAAUUGUCGCCGGGUCUAACAACAGCCGCUCUCGGUCCGAUGGAAAGGCUAUUGAUUGUGCCGGCCGGUGUUAAUAAACAGCAAUUGGCAAAAUGUUUAAUACAGGGUCAAAUUCAUUUCGAUAAUAUUGGUCAGGCAACACAAGCGAAUGACGCAAAACCCAAUAUUCAGCAACAUCAAUCAAUGCCACAAGCCAUUGUACAGCCAAAUGUUCAAGGUCAAUCGCAGCCACAACCACAGAUACAAACAUCGAAUCUCAUGCAACAGCAUCAGCAGCAGCAUCAGCAGCAGCAGCAGCAGCAGCAGCAGCAGCAGCAGCAGCAGCAGCAGCAACAACAACAACAACAACAACAACAACAACAACAACAACACCAGCAAAGAAUCAAUUUACCAAAUGUAAAAUCAACGAUGCCCACAAUGGCUGCCGUACCACCAAAUGUUGUCAACAAUAAACCCGAAGCAAAGCCCAAGAAAUCGCGAUCGAAAAAACCAAAGGCCGAAUUAAAUAAGGGCGUAAAUAAAUCGGAUACAGUGACUAAAAUUGAUGAAAAUUCGAAAAAAGAAAAUGAUGUGUCCAAGAAUAAUAUAAUUAUAUCAACAAAUGUUCCUGCGGAUGGAAAUAUCGCGCUAAAAGUACCAAACGACAUGCAAACCAAAUCAAUAAAUGUAUCAAAAGUUAAUCCAUCACAACCUAAUCACAUACAUUCAAUGGUGGUGCAAAAUUCAAACAACGAUCCGACACAUAGUUUGGCAAAUGCAUCACGAAUUAUGUCACAGCAACCGCCGAAUAUGUUGUCAACACAACCAAUCAUAUCGCAGCAGCCACAACAAUCACCAAAUCAAAUGAAUGCCAAUAAAAUGGGCCAAAUGACAUCGAACACAACACAAAAGGGAUUAACCAUCACAGUAAAUACAUCACAAUCGAAUUUACCGCCAUUGAUUAGUGUUAAUCAGCCACAAAUGAUGGUAUCACCGACCCACGUGCCUCGAGUACAAACCAUUCAAUUGACACCACAAAAGCAACAAUCAUUGAAAACGGUGCAAAUGCAAAUUCAAACAUUGUCUAGUCGUUUGCAAAAUAAAAGCCUUUUGUCAUCAAUUCGACCCGAUAUGAGCCCAUCGAAUCCAUUGUACAAUAAACCAUUGCCAGUGCUUACGAAUUUAAAUUCAAUGAACGAUAUGGAUAUCUAUCAGGCAUUACAACGUUUAUUUAUUGAACAGCAAAAAAUUUUGGCAACCGGUAAAGUUAUUUCAACUCUACCAGCUGGUCCGAAUUUCACUGCGAAUGUUCCCAUUUCAACGGCACCAAUCAUCAGCAAUCAGGCAACUGUAUCGCCAGUGAAAAAGGCUACCGUUGAAAAUAAAGCGCCAAUUGUUACGACCACUAUUCCAUCAGUAAUGCCAAAUAAUAAAAUGAAACCGAAUUAUGCAGCGAGACCAAUGCAAAGUCUACAACCCGUAUGUAUCGUUUCACCGCAGCAACAACAGCAACAACAGCAACAACAGCAACAGCAGCACCAGAACCACCACCAGCAGCAACAUCAACAUCAACAACAGCAGCUGCAGCAGCAAAAGCCACCAAUAGUAAUGGCCAAAUGUGAAGUAACAUCAUCGAUAGCCACAUCAUCGCCGAUUGUUAGUCCGGUAAUUUCGACCGCCAAAGAGGCAACGAAACAAAUUUGCUCACCAAAACCAGCCGAACCGAUUUCAAAAGUACAAACAUCCGCAUCAACAGUAUCUUGUGUACCACCAGAGACCGUGGCAAUCCAACAACCAAUACAACCGAUUCCAGAUUCUCGAUCUAGUUUAUGGGAGAGACAACUGAAAGUUGAUCAAGAUAGCUGCAUCAAUCCGGACUAUAAAAGUCCAUUCCAAAGUAAAGAGGACGCUGUCUUGCGACUAAUCAGGUAUCACUGUUUGUACUCGGAGAAUGAACCGGACAAUGAAAAUCAAUCGGAAGAUGAGGAACGCUUUGUCAAUGUUGCAUACGAACUGAAAGAAAAAUACAACAUGAUGAUGAACAAAUACCAAUUGCUUUUAAUGAAAGAAUCGAUGCGCACUGUAAGAACAUCCGAAUUGAUGAUGUUAGAUCGAAUGCUUGUGUCGGAUAUUCAAGAGGAAAUUUCGUUGAUUCAAUCUGAAUUGAAAAAUUUAAACGAAGAAAUCGCUGACACGCAAAUUGAUAAUAUCGUAAAAGAGAUUUCACCAAUUGAAUCCAAUGAAAAAAUCAAUUCCAAUGUAUUUGCAAUGCAACGUGAUCAAAUGAAAUCGAACUGUUGUAUCAAAAUGAAUAACGAUGACUUCGAAUGUGAGGAAAAGCCAUCGAUCGAUUUGAUCAAGAAAAAUUCGGAAAAAAUCAACGAUUCAUUUUUAUCGACGAAUAGCAUGAGUCAAGCGAUAAAAAAUGAAAUGAAAGGUGAACAACAAGAUUUUAUACCAACAACUGUCACCGAAUUCAAUAACCAAAAUAUGGGUCGACAGACAAACAAUAUGAAUGCAAACAACGUGUCUGGAUCAAAUCUAACCGAAAUGGAUAUAAAACCAUCAUUUCAAUCAGUAUCGAACAAAGAGAAUUCACUAUCUCAAUUGGAUAUGAAUUUUGGCUAUGAUCCGAACUUGCUUGAUCCACCGAAACGUGCCCAAACUAGCUACGAUGUGAAAAAAGAAUUUGACAAUUUGGAUAUUGAAUCGGAAAUAACGCCGUGCUAUAUAUCGAAAAAAUGCGAUCAAUCGAAUCGAUCGGAUAUUGUUCAUAGUCCAUUGAGCUCAUCCGAUUUUGAUUAUUUGUGCAGUCCAAGUGACAGUAAUACAAAUCAUGCAACCAGCAAUCGUCGAAAAGAUGAAUUAAUCGCCUGUGAUAAAGAACCGUAUGACGAAUGGCUUUGCAUUCAAAAAGAAUUGAAUUUAAUAUCCGAUAAACGAUCAAACGAUUUGAAUAUUGAUGGUUUCAUGGAAUCCACAUUACGGAAUUUCAGCAAUGACGAUGAAAAUCCAUGUUCAAGUUCAAAACUAAAUGUGGACAAUCAAUUUUCGGAUUUAUUCAGUCAACGUCCAAACGAUUCGCAUAAUCUUGACGAUGAAAAAACUGAUAUGGACAGCCAUUUGCCACUGUCCGAAUUGUUCAACGAUUCGAUAGUAAAUAAUACGGUUGAUAAUGUUGAUGCCGGUGAUAAAUCGGUUGAGAAUCGCUUGGAAAAUAUGUUCAACGAUAAUCCGGACUUUGAUAAAACCAACGAUCUGGUUGAGUCACGAUUAGAAGAACUAUUUCAUGGUUCAUCGCCAUCACAUUCAUCCGUAAAUUCAUCGCAGGUUGUGAAUAAAAUGAAUCAAACGUUCCAUCAUGUUGAAAAUCAUUCCGAAUUCAUGAUGACACCACAUCAACAAACAACCGGCCAGAAUAAACGUCAUUGGCCGAAUAACGGUGAUGUAUUGCCGCAAAUGAAUAUGAAUCAAUUGCAUCCAUCAAAGCGAUCGUGUAUGAUGACCUCGUUCAUGGAAACCACAAAUUCAGAUGAUCAUCAAUGGAUAAUGGAUUGUCAACAAGCGUCCAGCUAUGAUUUCCACAUGGAUGCCGAUGUAAAUAAACGCAAUGGCAACAAUUCAUGGAAUGGUAUUUUGGCCUGUGAUAAUGGCAUUGAAAAUGACAAUGUUUUGAUGGGCGGCGAUAUGGAACAAAAGAAACAAUCCUGUUUCAAUGCGAUGUCGGUGAAAACAAACGAUCUAAUUGAACGUGAUCUCCUAGGUUUAAGUGCGCAUUCAUCGCCAUCAACAUUGGACAAUGCAAAUUCGGUAUUGAUGCAUAUGCAUAAUGAAAAUGUCUAUCAGACAGGAGCUGAUAAUAAUGUCACACAGUCAAAUGCCAACGACAAUGCCAAUAAUAUUGCGCCCAGUUUUGAUGACGAUAUGGUUAAUCAGCAUGUGCAAAAUGCAAUUGAUUCAAUUUUAAAUUUACAAAAUAGCGAAAAUGAAUCAUUGCAUUUUAUGGAUCAAUCGAUGGGCUCAUUUUUAUCAGAUGGACCAUUAACACCAAAUCUAAUACAUCAACAAGCAUCGACGGCAAACGAUUUUCAUUUCUCACCAUCUCAAAAUACACAUCAAAAUUCACCGUUUCUAAGCUGAUCGAUCAAUAGCGAAUUGGUAUUCUAAGAUGCAUUCGAAUUGUUGUUUGGUUAAUGCAAAUCAUGCAAACCACAAUUUCUUUUUAUAUAGUAUAUUGUUGGCAAAUGAUCGGAAAAGGCACAGUUUUAGUUUCACAUUUACAUUUACACGGGCACAAUGAAAAUGCAUUGUGCAAUACAAAAGAGAAGAGAACAUUCUUGUUUUUAAACACUUUGACGCGCACACAAACACACACACACACGAUCUCCUUGUAUACAAGCUCAUUUAUAAUUACCGUUGAAAUGAAGCUUUAAAAACAAAUUAUUAUAUGUUAUAUUGCAAUCGAACAAUAACUGUUCGGUAAAAACAACAACAACAAAAAACACACAUACAUUUUUUUUUAUUUAAAUUUCAUUUGUGACUAUGGAAACGCUUGUAUCCGGCUUUUAAUUUAUUUAAUUUUCAUACAAAAAAGUAACAAUUAAACUAAAAAAAAAUAAUUUGAUGAUAGCAAAAAAUUUCGUGCAUUCUUUUAUAAAUGACAAAACACAGACAAGAAAAUAAUUCAAUUCAUUAUGCCAACAUUUGAAGGAGCCCACUGACACACACACCCACAAAACAGUGUACAUAUCAAAUGCAACAAAUUUAUCCUCUCAAUGUGUGUUUAUUGAUGGCGUUGUGAAAUGAGUAUGGCUCGAGAUAAAUAUUUUCAGUUUCGGAUUUGAUCCAGAUUUUAAAAGAAAACGAACAUUCAAAAAAAAAUGUCCGGCACAUUCAUUAACUGCUUAGCAUCAAGAACAUACUACAUGGAAAGGUAUGGUAAAAGCACUAUAUCCAAUUAUCUUUCACGAGAAAAAAUAACAUGAAUUAGGUGGUUAACCUGAGUGGAAGCCGAAUUUCAAUAUUGAUUUUCAUUCCAACAUUCUUUUAUUUUAAUUUAUUGACUGAAAUGUGUUUAGCGUGUACUUUAAAAUUCAACAAAAGAAACGAAAAUUGUUUUACAGGGUUUAUAAUUACAGUGGAGGAUCCAGAGACCUCCACAAGCACACUUAAAAGAAAGAUAGAGAAAAAAAAACUAUGGAAAUGUUUUGUUAUGUAUGCUAGAGAAUCUCUCGUAGCAAGAGAAAACGAAAUUUGUGCAUUAGAUGCAAUGGAAUCUGCGUCAUUUUUAAGAGAGCGCACGAUGCGAAAAAAAAUAAGUUGAUUUGGUUGUAAUUUUGUUUAGAAGAAUUUAGCAAAAAAAAAUUCACAGACAUAGAGAAUUGAAACAAAAAUGUAAAGAAAAAAAAAACAUUUUAAAAUCGUGAAAACUGCACAAAAGACUGUAUAAGAAAAUUAUUGACUAGCCUUAGGGUGCUAAAAUAAACUGAAACAAAAACAAAGACGAUGAACUUUUAUGUGCGAACAUUUGAAUAUUUUAAAACGAGCAUUUUAAAAUGCAAUUUGCAAAUUGUUUGAAUGGACAAAUUGCGAUUGCAUUCAAUUGGUACAUUUCGCUGUAGCAAAUUUCAUAGAUUAAUAAUCGAAAGCUUAACGAGUGAAGAAAAAAUCACAGAACAAAUGCUCUCGAUUUUAUUUAAUCGCCUGUACAAUUUCAUCGACUUGCUGAUCGAUCGUAAAUAACGACGACGACAACGCAGAAACAAAAGUAAACAAAACAAAAAUGCGUUAGUGUUUUCAUGAAACAAGUUUUACUAGCAAUUUUUUCUUGCGUAUCCCUAGCGUGAUUUAUUGUGAAAAUAAAAUAUAUUUAUUUUUAGUUUAACAAAUUCGAAGAGAGAGAGAGAUAGAGAGAGAGAGAGAGAGAGAGAGAGAGGGAGGGAGGGGGGAAUAAUGGGGUCAGAUUAUAUGCAAUGCACAUUUUCCUUUUUUUCUAUUUUUCCCCUUUUGGUUCAGUUGACCUGAGAAACAUUCUUUGAAACACAUUACAAGAAAUUGAUAAGUAAACACUUAAAUUAUAUGCAACAAAACAAAAAAAAAAAAAACAAAAUCUUCAAGCGGGAUUGGUAAAUAAAAUGGAAAAUGUUACUAUUUAACGAAAAUCCAUCAAUAGCAAGAUAACAAAUGCAAAAUUUAAUACAAUUCGCACUUAAUUUAUUUUAUUGAACAUUAAAUAUAAAAAUAUAAAUGUACUUAUUUUGUUUCGUCCCCUCGCCCCCAUAAUUUAUGCUUUAAUUGACAUCACAUGAAAUAACAAUUUAUUUAUCAUUGAACAUUUGCUGACUGAUCUUGCCUAACCUAAAAUUCUACACGUUAAUGAAAAAAAUUAAAUUCAGAGGAAAAGCUAGACAAAAAAAAAAUGAAAUCAUUUCAUCACAAAACGAACUAAUAUAUAUUAUUUUUCAAACUGAUACUAAAACGUACACAAUGUUUUUUUUUUUUUUAAUUCAAAACGGGUUGAAAAAUUAUCAAAGGCCGAACAAUAUUUGCGUGCAUAUUUAUAUACUUUUCACAGUAUUUCUCAAUGUUUGUUUCUAUUAUUUCAAAUCACAAAAGUGAAAAACCAAAAAAAAAUUAAAACUAAAACACUCGCAGCAAUAAGUUUUAAGGACAAGAAAAACACUGAGCAUAUGGAUGUGAAACGUAUUGAGAAAAAAAAA
Molecule: messenger RNA, 11158 nt
Organism: Contarinia nasturtii (swede midge)
Lineage: Eukaryota; Metazoa; Arthropoda; Insecta; Diptera; Cecidomyiidae
Product: mucin-17-like
Exons: 20
Coding region: 420-8579 (2719 amino acids)
Biological process (GO): positive regulation of DNA-templated transcription
Cellular component (GO): SWI/SNF complex
Source: RefSeq, a predicted model, not a curated record